GAUGUUUAAAAUGAAAGACAUCUUUGGAAAGUGAAGAAAUGAAAGAAUCUUUGGAAGGUGGAAGGAAGAAGCUAUGGCUCCUCUUGUGCAUUUUGGGAUGGGCUGAAGGCGUCCUCGGACUCAUUCUUCUCACAUUUUCUGCCAAACCGCUGCUCGCCCUGUACAACCUUGCCCCAGACACCUUCAACUUCAAAAUCGUUUACUUAUCUUCAUUUGCCACUGGCAUAGCUGUCUCGGCUGUUUCGCUGAUGGGUGUCAUCGUGACACAAAACAGUCUCAAGCAUGCUGCUUUGCCCGCUACUGUCAGGACACACAGGAUCUGGUUUGGGCUCAGUGCAAUCAUGAGCAUAUUCAUUCUGAUGUCUGCAUUCAUUAUUCCAUCAGAAUUGGGAUCAGCAGAUAAAGAGAUUAUAGACGAAGCACAAAGAGGUAUGAGAAAAUACCUCACAGAUCCAAGGUGGCGGUUUGCAUUUGACACCAUCCAGCAAAACUACAAAUGUUGCGGUAUUUAUUCUUUCGAGGACUGGUACAAAUUGGACUGGAUCCCAAUAGACAGUCUACGUACAGACCUAACAUUACAAAAUAAGGAUUUGAUAAACGUAGAUGGAUCGCUGAAGGUGGGAGUGGUACCGCCGAGCUGCUGCAAGGUUGAUGUCAAUGUCCCUUGUCUACAUGAUGCUCUUCUGCAAAAUGAUACCUCAUCUAUUUGGCUCGGCCAAGAACUUCCUUACUACGACACAGUAUAUACAAAAGGAUGCCAGGAGGAAUUUUUCAACAAGCUGUCCUCGAACUUAAGUUCUUUCGGCAUAAUAGCUGCAUUAAUAGUCAUUUUUCAAAUAUGCCAAAUGAUAAUAGAGAGCCAUAUACAUUCAUCGACGAUGCAAGAAGACACUGAAAAUAAAAGGAAAUGCAGUGAGAAAAAACAACUUUUACCCAAGCAGAAGACAAAGAAAAAAUUAAACAAGGAUUAAAGUUGUUCAACAGAAAACAACCUGAGCAUGACAAAAAAAGAUAUUACCACUGUAACAAACAAAUUGAUAUGAAUGUGAAGGAGGUGAUGGACUUUGGAACUCGUGGGAGACAAAAGUGCAAAAAGGCUAAAAGGCGGUGGACAGGAGGCAUUUCAUUGGGAGACUGCGAACAAACCACCUCGAACGUAGCUGCUUCAACUUGGCUUGCGAAGAAUCAUCUUAUGAAAAAA
Molecule: messenger RNA, 1201 nt
Organism: Cimex lectularius (bed bug)
Lineage: Eukaryota; Metazoa; Arthropoda; Insecta; Hemiptera; Cimicidae
Product: peripherin-2-like
Exons: 6
Coding region: 39-971 (310 amino acids)
Biological process (GO): visual perception
Cellular component (GO): membrane
Source: RefSeq, a predicted model, not a curated record